UCACUGUGAAUCAUUGUCAUCGCAAUGCCUCAACUUCCUGUUUUCGAUCCACACACUCUUAAGUGAAUAAUGGCUGAAUUAAACCGACAGCUCCAGGAAUAUUUGGCUCAGUCUAAAAGCGGCGCGAAGACGAUAUCACAGUCCAGUUCCAGCACUGCAAUAGACAUCGAUGAACCCACUUCGGUGCCGGGGACCUGGUUCGGCAGGUGGUCGAGUCCGUUCUCUGGAUCCAGUAGCCGUGGAGCGUCAUCAGGCCAAGGAUCGAGCAGCGGCUUCUCGUGGCCGUGGUCAUCAGAGCCUGACCCGUGUUUGCCCGGCAUGAGUCGAUCUCAGCGACUGAUCGCGUUCGGAACGUGUAUUUUCUUCUCUGCUCUGUGCUUUGGACUGUCUGCACUUUACGCACCUUUACUCCUACUGAAGGCGCGUAAGUUCGCUCUGCUGUGGUCGCUUGGAUCCGUGUUCGCGCUCCUCGGGGCGGCGGUCCUCCGCGGACCCAGUAAACUCAUUGCAACUCCCACACCGGGAGCCGCGGUGUACCUGUGCUCUCUGGUGGGCACUCUGUAUGCGGCGCUGAACCUUCACAGCACGCUGCUCACAGCUAUUGGAGCCUGUCUUCAAAUCGCUGCUAUUGUGGGUUACAUCGUGGCUUUGUUGCCGGGUGGGAGUGCCGGGAUGAGGUUUGUGGGUGGCAUGGCAGCGUCUGCUAUUAGAAGAACUGUGACCGGUAAGGCCAUGCCUAUAUGAUCAGGCAUUUCACGGACUGGGCAACAGACUUUUUUUUUUUAUCAUGGAAGAUACUCGGUUUUCGCACCUUUUUUUUUUUUUUUGAGUGACUGGUCUGGUAACGUUACUGCCAUGUUUGAUUGUGAAAUUCUGGCAGUAGCCUAUACUGAGUUCAGCGUGAACAGCAUUCUGUGGAUGGGGAUAUCUAAAUGUUUUGUGACUUGCACUGUGACAGGGACCAUAUGUAUGACCAAGAUAUCAAAUACUACUUACCGUUUAAUGUUUCUGAACCGCUCUUGAAACUUUUUGCAAAUAAACCUAAUAAACAGCUUACUUUGUGUUCUCUUCUUCAAGCCAUUUGGUCUGAAUAAAGAGAAGCCAUUUAUUUAAGGACAGCUCACUUCUGCAUCAUAUAUGGUGGUCAUAAAUGUAUAGCAUCUCUAUCCUGUUCUUUGAGUGUCUCCCAUGACACGCAGAAGGCUAUAGGCUGGUUCUGGAGCCUUCACUAAUUUGCUGACAAGUUAAAUCAGGCAUGUAAAACGAGAGACAUACAAAGUGCAGUGCUGAUGUAUUCCUGGACCAGAGCAAAGGCGUAAACACAUUCUCAGUAGUUUUGUCAAAUCCAGCCAUUUAAGCUACUUGUUUUGAAACACUGCAAAUAAACAUAAAACUAGCACAUUGUGAAAAUGCGGGGGGUUUUUUUGGUGUGGGCAGAACUACCCUAUACCAUAAUGCAAAAAUAGAAACCAAAAACUAGUGCCAUUUGACAUGGUUGGCUAAGAGAAAAAUCACAGAAGAGAUAGCUUUAGAGAUUGUUACUUUAUGUAAAAUCAGGUCAAGACAGUGUUUAAAGCAGGGCUGCUGUGUUCUCCUGGUGAUCUACCUUCCUGCCAAGUUUAGAUCCAACUCUAAACAGCACUCUUGAAUCAAUCAAGUUAGGAAAUUAAAAAUUUGUGUUAUUACAGGGCUGGAAUUAAAGGGCAUUUUUCUGCUCCAUUUUUCACUCCACUGACUGGAGUGAACUGAUUUUUCACUCCACUGACCAGUCAUACACAUGCGAUUGUGGGAGACUGGAAUUGCGAGUUAACAUAGUAUUGAGUUCCACUGCUUAUAAAAAUGUAAAUGUUGUGAAUUCCUUGCGAAUUCACAAUGAGAACACGUGAGCAAUAGAGAAUCUCAGGCUUGUGUGACCACACUUCUAGAGGAAAGCAGAAAAGAAAGGUAGAUCUCCAGAAUCUGGACCGACGCUGCUGCCUUCAAGAAUUGUCAUCAGUGUCAGAAAAAACACUAUGGAGUGGGUGAAAGAAAUGACAAGAGCAGGGAGAGUUUACAUACAUUUUGCACAGUCUAUUAUGGUUUCAUACAAAAAAGGACAAAACAAUAUGACAAAUUUUGUGACAAACUGUACACACAGAAACAAAGUCUGCAACUUUGUCACUCAAAGUAGCCUGGUAAGGUUACAGAAAGAUUAUAUCCAUUAUUUUACAUAAAAAUGAAAUUAAAUAAACAGCGCUGAGACACUGGGGGAAUGAAACAUUCAAGAGUCAACUUUUCUCUAGUAAUAGACAUAGUCCACAAGAUAAUACCAGUUGCAAAAUUGGCCCUUAUCUAGAUUGACUUGCAUUUGUGCUGGAUGACAGAAUCUGACUGAGGAAAUCAAUGGUACACAAAACAUUUUGUGUUUUAUACAUCAGAAGCAUUAAAGCC
Molecule: messenger RNA, 2430 nt
Organism: Sinocyclocheilus grahami
Lineage: Eukaryota; Metazoa; Chordata; Actinopteri; Cypriniformes; Cyprinidae
Gene: sft2d3
Product: SFT2 domain containing 3
Exons: 1
Coding region: 70-744 (224 amino acids)
Biological process (GO): vesicle-mediated transport
Cellular component (GO): membrane
Source: RefSeq, a predicted model, not a curated record